AUGGUUUGCAGGAGUGCUGCAUGGUUCCAACCUUUUACUCCAUCAAUACAUUUUCAAAGCCCACAUACUGCUGAGGAUUGGCACUCGAGGCGAUUUUUACAAACCACCGAAGAAAUGGGCCUCGCAAGAAACGGAAUCGGCUUGCGGAAUGUCAUAUCACGGCAUCUAGCCAGAGACUCAAACGUAUCACCACUACCCUACCUUUCUCGUCCUUGGGCAUCAAAAUCUUCGGUAUCAUACUUCUCCAGCUCGAAUUCGACACAUUCGGAUUCCGUUGAAAAAGGCCCAGAUGACUUGAUUGCCUCCUUGAGGGCGGACCUGAAGAACUCGAUGAAAAUCAAGGACUUGACUCAGAGAGACGUAAUCAAAUCUCUAUUGGGCGACUUGCAGAAUUCAGAACACAACAAGAACCGACAAACUCAUGAAAAAGUAGUCCACUCAGCGAUCAAAAAAAGACUGGAAGCUGCCAAGAUCUCACUUGAAUCCAACCCACCUCGGCUUGAAUUGAACAAACAAAACUUACAAGAAGUUGAAAUCCUGAAAAAAUAUUUGACGUUCUUCUCUUCAAGUCAUUCCGCACAAGAUUCAAAUGAAGAAGCAUUAACGAAAGCAGUAAAUGACUCUAUCCAACAACUCGGUUUAUCUCCCGAUGCAACUCAACAAGAGCGCCAAAACUCCCUUGGAAAAUUAAUUAAAUCUGUCAAGGACAAAGUUGAUAGUAACUUCGAUAAUAAGGAUAUCGCCAAUGCUGUUAGGAAAGCUCUAGGAUUAUGUUGAUUUUUCCGUCUAGUAGAAGCAAAAAAAAUGAAUAUCUUGUCUCCGACUUAUGCCCCUUGCUCAAAGCACCUGGAUCCGUGGAGACAGUCCUCUAACUGAAUCUGUCUUGCUCAAAGACAACAAAAAGAUACUUGAAGCCCUUUUUUAGUGAUUACUAUGUCUGAAAGCUUGCAACUUCGACGUGUAAAGUAACAUGCUCAAGGGAAUUCUAAAAAUAUUUAGGCGCUCGGUCACUCCAAGCAUCUGGCAGUUGGGUUGAACUUGACGGUCGUUGACCUAAUCUGCAGAAGAACAGUGUCAGUCUGUUUAUUUGGAAUUCUAUAUGAUGGUACUAUGAU
Molecule: messenger RNA, 1115 nt
Organism: Puccinia graminis f. sp. tritici CRL 75-36-700-3
Lineage: Eukaryota; Fungi; Basidiomycota; Pucciniomycetes; Pucciniales; Pucciniaceae
Exons: 2
Coding region: 1-777 (258 amino acids)
Cellular component (GO): mitochondrion
Molecular function (GO): carbon-nitrogen ligase activity, with glutamine as amido-N-donor
Source: RefSeq, a predicted model, not a curated record